UCUUGUGACUCGCACCAACAGACAGUCAUGGCAGGGUGGCAUUGCUUCGUCAUUCUCCUCGCAGCGCUCGUUCUCUCGUUCUCUUCGACGACUGCCCCGCCUGCCGCUGCUGCCGUCACUCUCGAUCCCUCGCAAGCGGCGGUGCUGGCGGAGUGUCAGAAAAAGUGGGGGCCGAAGGCGCAGCUGACCGGGUGGAGCAAGGGGGGGGAUUGCGCCCAGGUGAAGGGCGUGCGCUGCGAUGCCGCUGGCUUCAUUGUCUCCAUAAACGUCACUUAUCGGCCUCUCUUUGGUCCCCUUCCAGAUGCAGUGGGGAGCCUCACAACACUCACGGAACUGACGCUUACAAAAACAGGACUUUACGGCUCAAUCCCGUCGUCCCUGUUCGGUCUCACCAACCUCGUCACAUUAGAUCUCUAUGGCAAUUGGCUGUUUGGGCCCAUUCCAACAGCCAUUGGUGGCCUUGCUGCGCUCUCACACCUAGAUCUCAGUUGGAAUUGGCUGACAGGCUCCAUUCCAUCAGCUAUUGGUGGCCUUGUUUCCCUCUCAUUCCUGGACCUAAGCAAGAACACCCGCAUCAACGGAACCAUUCCCCUGGAGAUGGAAAGCCUCACCAACCUCAGAUCCUUAGCUCUCAGCUUUAUGGGUUUAACGGGUCCCUUUCCAUCCUGGAUAUCUGGUCGCACUACACUCACCUACAUAGACGUUGUUGGCAACAGGUUUGUUGGAAGCAUUCCAGAGUCCAUUGGCAGUGCCAUCAACCUCAAAGUCUUCUCUGUGUGGCACAAUCAGCUCACAGGCAGCAUUCCAGAGUCCUUCGGCAGCCUCACCAAACUCAACAGCGUGGAUUUGUCUGAUAACCUGUUUGUUGGUACCAUCCCGGAGGGCAUUGGCAACAUGAAGUAUAUAACCUCAUUAACGGAGUCGCUGCUUCCGUUGCCAUGGCUCCGUGUCAUCAACGUGUGCCCAGUGCGCCAUGAAAUCACAGGGACCUCUCUAACAACCUUUUGACCGGCACAAUCCCCAGUAGCCUGUCUCGUCUCACUGACCUGCAAGAGCUGUUCCUAAAUGAGAACAAGCUGAAUGAGUCCCUUCCUGCCUGGAUUGCAAUGUUGUCCAACAUUGUAGCACUUGAUGUCAGUGGGAACGAGUUGUCCGGGCCUCUACCUGCCGCUCUUGGCAGUUUGACGGGUCUCAGCUUUCUCGACAUCUCAUCCUCUGGUCUCACGUGUCCUCCAGAUACUGCCAGCUGUGUGGUUCGCCAAUCCAAUGAAAGCGCCUUUUGCUCAAAGUGCAAGAGCUUUUGUGACACAUGUACAUCAGAUGAAGCAGCCCUGUCACCUCGGCCAGCACCCCCGGCACCUCCUUCCUCGCCCUCGUCCUCUUCCCACUACGACCUGUCCAUUGGAGCUGUCAUCGGCAUUGUGGCGGGAGCCAUCUUCGUCCUGCUUGUCUUGCUCGGUUCUGCUUGGUGGACUGUUGGACGGCGCAAAGCAUCUGAUGGAGUAUCGUCAGUCCCCAGCUUGCAAAAUGCACCCACACUGUGCCAGAAGUACCCCUGGCUGUUGUCGUUCGCGCCACAGGCAACUGGUCCAAGGACAAGCUACUUGGGUCGGGGUCGUUCGGAGACGUGUAUCGCGGGGUGUGCCCUGAUGAUGGCACCACGCUGUGGGCAGUGAAGCGAGCCAAAUUCAUCAGCGCUGACUUCCACAGAGAGGUGGCUCAGAUGGCCACGAAGCACCAUCCUAAUUUGGUGCGGCUGCUGGGUUUUGCAGUGGGUGGGGAUGUGAACACGCGGGUGGAGAAUGUUCUCAUCUACGAGUUCAUUCCCAAUGGCGACCUGCAGAGGUGGAUCGGCCAAGAUGCCCCCACGAAUCUGACUCUGCAGCAGCGGGUAGACAUUCUCAUAGGGGCUGCACGUGGCUUGGAGUAUCUCACAGCUUUGGCAUUGUGCAUCGCGACAUCAAGCCAGCCAACAUCCUCAUCGAUGCCGACAUGCAGGCUAAGGUGGCAGACUUUGGACUGGUGCGUGUGGGAGAGGGCACUACAAUGGGCUACACGCGAGUGCUUGGAACAGCAGGCUAUGUGGACCCCGCUUACUCCAGAACACACAACGCCACCACCGCGGCUGAUGUUUACAGCUUUGGCAUUCUAAUGCUGGUGAUGCUGUCAGGCAGAGGAGCCACAAUCAAUGAAAUCAACCCGCGCAAUGAAUCAGACAACCCUGGCGACCGAUCACCAAUUUCCAUUUCCAAAUGGGCAACUCAUCUCAUGGCUAAUGAAAUGACAUCACUUCUUGGGGACCCCAGCUUGGCAGCACCUGAUGACAUCAUCAAGCGCAUUACCCAGCUGGCUGUGAGCUGCACUGCUAUGCCCACUGCCUCCCGCCCCUCCAUGCUUCGAGUGGUCCAAGACUUGGAGGCUUUGAGGGAGGAAGUGGGAGGCGGGGAUGCGAGGGCGAGAGUGUCGGCAAGGAUUGAUGCGAUGUUGGUGAGCCAGGAGUCUAGGAGAAGUAUGGAGGAGGAUCUUGCAUUGGUGGCAGAGCAGUUCGCUGACACGGGCACAGUUAUAGCUAGGGUCCCGAGCCAUCCGGAGAGCACUGACUCCAGUGCAAUGGCAGAUGAAGGGGUCUCCUGAUUACCGUAAUCCCCUGUACAUAACACCCUAUGGUGUAUAUAAAAAUUCACUAAAAAA
This is a messenger RNA of Closterium sp. NIES-67, 2691 nucleotides long. The record is from the annotation of a GenBank genome assembly. NCBI's taxonomy places the organism in Eukaryota, Viridiplantae, Streptophyta, Zygnematophyceae, Desmidiales, Closteriaceae.